GCUACCACACCCACCAAAAGGAGCAAACCAAACGUAACCAACAAAGCCUAGGGAAGUCUGUGGAACAGAAUCAGUUUAUCGUAACAUUACCAAAUAGAAGCAAGUAACAAAGCAAACAAGAGUUUCUAUAAAAAGUAAUGUUAAGAAACGUUUAGCAAAAUAAUCUGAGCCCUAUUCAAGUAUUACAAGAACAUUGUUGAAUAACGUUUUGGAAGAUCAGUACAACGCAACGUAGCAAACGUUCAAACCCACUACACGCACCCGGCUGGUGUCCUCUCCAAAUAGCAGAGAAACUGGGACAUUGAUGAUGGAGCGCAUGGAAUUAACAACAUUGGGAGAUUGUAACUUCAACACUGCGCUGUAAAUGUUUGAAAAACACAGACACCAGUAUGAGGAAGGCGACCAGGUCAGGGGUCGGCGUAUCCAAACCCACAGCAGGCAGUAAAGCCCAGAUUGGGGAGAGAGUGAAGCCUGAGGGCGCCUCCUCCAACAUGGGCAUAGCCGGGAAGAAUACAGCCAAGACCUCCACCACAGCACCACUCUCUAAGGCGAAGAGCAGUGAUGACCUGCCAUCAGCUACAACUGCUGGGAGCAGCACUGUUGCCAAGACCAAGAAGACUAGCUCUGCCCUGUCUUCGGCCUCUUCCACUACAGGCACCACCAAUCCAGAGAGCAAGAGGAACACAAGUUCAGGCAAGCGGGGGACCUCCUCAGCAUUAAAGGAGCCUGGUCCAUCCCGGGAGGGCAUAAGGGAACGCUCCAGAAGUGGCAUCAGCAGCAGGAAACUCUCCAGACCUUCCGAAACGGUGGCACCACCCAAGCGAGUCCGCAGCCAGACCAUGACUGAUACCGAUACCCGUAUGAGCAAGUCCAAAUCAGACGGGCAGAUCAGCAACAAGACCGUUCUGGAGAGCAGGGUGAAGGACCUACUAGGCCUGGCCCAGAGCAAAGACGUGGAGAUCCUCCACCUGCGCACUGAGCUCAGGGGCAUCCGUGUCCAGCUAGGCCUCCCAGAAGAGGAGGUGGAGGAUGGGGGCAGGAGGGAGAGGGGUGAGGGAGAGGAGACGGCUGAGGCUGAGCCCCCACAGGAACAAGAGAAGGAAUCUCCUACGCCGCUCAUCUCUGCCGACGUGGAAUCCACCCUGUUGCUUCUGCAGGACCAGAACCAAGGAAUACGCGGGGAGCUGAAUAUGCUAAAGAGUGAGAAUCGCAUGCUAAAGGACCGCCUCAAUGCCCUGGGUUUCUCCCUGGAACAGAGAUUCGACACCCCCCCCAAGGCCCUGCGUGGCGCCUCCCUCAACCCGGAGCUUCCGCCGGCCAGCGGGGCAAGUGGUGGAGAUGGCUGUUGCCCACGGGCCACUCUACUCCAGGGCGUGUCCCUAAACGGCUCUGCCUGUGACCUCCUAGACCCCCGACGAACCACCUCGCCCGAGGCGUCCGAUAGCGAGUGCAGUGAGGCCUACCAGCCGAUAACCUCCAGCGACGACGCCUUGGAUGCCCCGUCCGGGUCUGCCUCUGCCUGCGGGUCCAUCUCCGAGUCCGAGGGCGGCCCGCCGGGUCACGGUUCCCGUAGAGGCAGCAGCGGGAACACCAGUGAGGUGUCCGUGGCCUGCCUGACGGAGCGCAUUCAUCAGAUGGAGGAGAACCAGCACUGCACGUCUGAGGAGCUCCAGGCCACGCUACAGGAGCUGGCUGACCUCCAACAGAUCACCCAGGAGCUGACUACCGAGAACGAGCGUCUGGGCGAGGAGCGGGCCCUCUUGGUGGACUCCCUGUGCCAGCAAGGUGACCGGCUGGAGCUGUACGGCCGGCAGGUGGACUACUUCCGGGGCCUGCUGGACGAGCACCGCGUGGCCUACGCCUCGGCCGACGAGGACGACACGAAGAGCGGCCGUUACCUGGAGCUGGAGCGCUGCUACGCGGAGCUGACGGAGGGCGCCCGUUUCGAGAGGGAACAGCUGCUCGGCGUGCAGCAGCACCUGAGCGGCGCACUGAAGAUGGCCGAGCAGGACAACGCUGAGGCCCAGGGCCUGAUCUCGGCGCUGAAGGAGCGGGUGCACGCGGCAGAGAGGCAGGCCGAGAUGGAGCGCCGGGAGAGGGCGGCAGCAGCCGCGGAGCUGGAGGCCCUCAGGGAGGCGGCGGGUGGGGAGCAGGCGGAGCUGGCCCGAUGCAGGGCCCAUCUGGAGCAGGAGAGGCAGAGGGUAGCCGAGCUCUACUCCAUCCACAAUGCUGGGGACAAGACGGACAUCCGCCACCUCCUGGAGAGCGAGCGGAGGGACAAGGAGAGGGCAGAGGUCACGUCUGCUCAGCUGCAGGAGGAGCUGGAAGACACCCGCAACGAGGCCGCCAGGUUACAGGACGGCAUCAGCAAGCUGGAGGAGGACUUCCGUGCGUUCCGCGACGAGGUGCAGAAACAGCUGGCGGAGCAGAAGCGGGCCCUGGCACAGCAGUCUUCGGUGUUGGAGGAGCGGGACUCUGAGGUCUCGGACAUGAAGGAGACCAUAUUGGAGCUGGAGGAUGAGGUGGAGCAGCACCGAGCUGUUAAACUCCAUGACAACCUCAUGAUUACAGACUUGGAGAACACCGUCAAAAAACUACAAGACCAGAAGCAUGACAUGGAGCGUGAGAUCAAGAUCCUACAUCGAAAGCUGCGGGAAGAGUCCAUGGAAUGGCGUCAGUUCCAGGCUGACCUGCAGACAGCCGUGGUCAUCGCCAAUGACAUCAAGUCUGAGGCUCAGGAAGAGAUUGGUGACCUGAGGCGCCGCCUGCUGGACACUCAGGAGAAGAACGAGAAGAUGAGCAAAGAGCUAGAGGAGCUCAAGAACCGAAAGCAGGACGAGGAGAGGGGCCGGGUGUAUAACUACAUGAAUGCCGUUGAGAGGGACCUGGCUGCCCUGAGGCAGGGCAUGGGUCUCAGCCGUCGCUCCUCCACCUCCUCUGAACCCUCGCCCACCGUCAAGACCCUCAUCAAGAGCUUCGACAACGCCUCCACGGCAGGCCCCGUCCCCACCUCCCCCACAGCGUCCGUACCCGCGGUUACCACCGGCGUUCCCCGCACGCCCCUCAGCCCGAGCCCUCUGAAGACCCCGCCCGCCGCCGCCGUCUCUCCCAUCCAGAGGUACGCCGCGUCAACCCCCAAACCCCUGACCUCCAUGGAUAAGAGGUCCAGCUACACAGACCUCAGCAUACCAGCAGAUCACCUGCUCCGGGCCUCGUCUGGGAGCCGCACUCCCUCUGCCCUCCAGAGGGGCCCCAACAUGGACUCCUCCAAGUCCCUUUCAGUGUCCCGCAGGAGCAGUGAGGAGCUGAAGAUGUCUGCCUCGGAGAACACGGUCUCAGCUUCCCUCAUCACUUCCUCCCCCCAGCUGUCCUCCCUCUCCCCGGUGGCUUCAUCACCGACCGCCUCGGUCACCCCCUCUGCUAGGGGACGCCUACGUGAGGAAAGAAAAGACCCCCUGUCUGCACUGGCCAGGGAGUAUGGGGGAUCCAAAAGGAAUGCCCUGCUGAAGUGGUGCCAGAAGAAGACUGAAGGCUACCAGAACAUUGACAUCACCAACUUUAGUAGUAGCUGGAACGACGGGCUUGCCUUCUGUGCUGUUCUCCACACCUACCUACCUGCUCACAUCCCCUACCUGGAGCUGUCCAGCCAGGACAAGAAGAGGAAUUUCACUCUGGCUUUCCAGGCUGCAGAAAGUGUUGGGAUCAAGUCCACAUUGGACAUUGGAGAAAUGGUGUACACAGAGAGGCCUGACUGGCAGAGUGUGAUGACCUACGUCACAGCCAUCUACAAGUACUUUGAAACGUGACCCAUCUUCAGACUUGAACACAUUGCUGACCCACAUGUACGCUGGAUCUCGUGUCUAACCAUAGGACAACCUUAGAUCAACAUCAGUCAAUGCUACCCAGAAAUAAUUCUGGGAAAUCCAAAUUAAGCUUUAACCCUUAAUUACUGUUAAUAUAUUUCAUGUUUACAUGGCAAUAUUUCUCUUGGUUAUUGGUUAUUAUUGCUAAUGCUGCUUCUCAGCUUGACUGAAUAUCUCAGACUAUGAUGUGGAAAGACUGCAGUCCUGGAUAUUGGACAGUGUCUCAAUGAGUAGGCCCCGUCUUUAUUUCAACCUUCUUUGCUCCGCAACUUCCUGUAUAUAAGACUUUUUGAUACUAUCCCUAUGUGAAGCCAGCCUUGUUUGCAGUAGCCUGUAAUAACACCUGGAUCACCUCUGACAUUACACUGCAGGUAGUUGGUGUUUAGCUAAAUGUGUGGAUGGUUUUGAAUUUUGUAUACUGCUGAGAAUAGGAUGGCCUUUUACACUAAAUGCCUUUGGGUUCGUCCAUUGUGUUGGUUCCCUCAGUGACUUGACGGUAAGUGUGCCUUACCUGACCGAGGGUCUUGCUAAAGCCUGCCUAUAGACAUUUUCUUUUAUUGUUUUAGCCCAAUGCUUUGCUGUGAAAUAUAUUCCAAAGAGUUAAUGUAUUUGUGGCAGAUAUCUUGAACAUCAUACUAAUCAGUGCCAUCACCAUGUUUAACUUGUUGAUUUUUGACACUUCUGACAAUGAGCGUUGACCAUUAGUAACAUUGUAAGUAAAUCACAUUGAAGACUUUUUCAACAUGUUUUGUCAGUCUAGCAAUCUGUUGUGUCCAAACCCUGAGUGAUGGUUGGUCACCACAUCAAGCCUCCCAUAAACAGUGAGUUCAGCUGUCCCUGUACCACGCCUGUCCAUGAAUGGGCUGAACAACACCGGAAACUGACCUGAUAAGCUUUCAGUCUGGGCAUUAGACUAAAGGCAUUGUUUACAACUCCACAAAUCCUCCCUAGUUUCAAAGCACAAUGAUGAUAGGGUAGGCACUUUACCACAACAGAAUGGGUUUAAACCUUCGUCAGUACCAAUUUGUACCAACCUUUGAAGGUUUCAAAGCCGUUUGGUGACCUAUGCAGAAAGCCCCUUCUUGCACAGGGAAAUCAUUUCUGCUACCACAAUGUUUACAAUCCUCAGUUUUAGGUAGGAAUUGGUCAAAUAUAGAUUGGCGUAAUAUAUGAAUGAUGUUUCUGUUACAUUAGAAUAGUUCCGUUAUACUAAGAUUCAUGUGAAUAAUUCGUAAACAGUGGUUCUCCAAGGUGUUAUUUCCUCUAAGAUGAACUACACUAAUUGAAAGGGUACUAUUCAUUGCCAAGAUUCAAGGCUAACGUGUGUCCACAUUUUUCCCCAGUGAACUGGUUUGUCCCCUUUUAUUUUUCUGUAAUAAAGUGAAAUUUAGUUCUGUUUGUAAAGUCAAGUAACAUUUGAUGUCUUGAUGGAUAAAAGGUUACCCCUCUGAAGCAAUGA
This is a messenger RNA of Esox lucius (northern pike), 5322 nucleotides long. RefSeq names its product sperm antigen with calponin homology and coiled-coil domains 1-like b (gene specc1lb). The record is from RefSeq and is a predicted model, not a curated record. Gene Ontology annotation, molecular function: protein binding. Gene Ontology annotation, cellular component: filamentous actin; microtubule organizing center. Gene Ontology annotation, biological process: actin cytoskeleton organization. NCBI's taxonomy places the organism in Eukaryota, Metazoa, Chordata, Actinopteri, Esociformes, Esocidae. Bases 390 to 3806 code for a protein of 1138 amino acids. The transcript has 15 exons.